This is a messenger RNA of Rasamsonia emersonii CBS 393.64, 3759 nucleotides long. RefSeq names its product polyketide synthase. Gene Ontology annotation, biological process: secondary metabolite biosynthetic process; fatty acid biosynthetic process. Lineage: Eukaryota; Fungi; Ascomycota; Eurotiomycetes; Eurotiales; Trichocomaceae. The transcript is spliced from 8 exons. Gene Ontology annotation, molecular function: fatty acid synthase activity; 3-oxoacyl-[acyl-carrier-protein] synthase activity. The record is from RefSeq and is a predicted model, not a curated record. The annotation marks the transcript as partial.
AUGCCAGGUCUAACGAACGGUUCGACGACGGACGGAGAGCUCCUCGAGCCCAUCGCCGUGAUCGGAUUCUCGCUCAAAUACCCCCAAGAUGCCGACUCGCCGGCCUCCUUUUGGAAGAUGCUGGAGGAGCGGCGAUGCGCCAUGACGGAGUGGCCCAAGGAUCGCAUCAAUCUCGAACCGUUCACCGGAUCGAGCUUGAAGCGCUCACCACCAGGCGCACACUUCCUGAAACAAGACCUGGGCGUAUUCGACGCGUCCUUCUUCGGCAUGUCCGCGACAGAAGCGAUGGCCGUGGAUCCGCAGCAACGGUGGCUGCUGGAAACGGCCUAUCAUGCACUUGAGAAUGCCGGCAUCCCCAUGGAGCAGGCCUACGGCACCCGGACUGCCGUCUACAGCGGCUCCAUGGCCGACGAUUAUAAGCAUCUCAUCAUCCACGACGCGGAGAACAUGCCCAAGUACGCGGCAACGGGCGUCUGCAUGAACAUGGUGGCCAACCGGCUGAGCUGGUUCUUCAACUUCCACGGGCCCAGCGUGAACCUGGACUCGGCGUGCUCCAGCAGCCUGAUGGCGCUGGAUCUGGCUUGCCAGGGACUAAGGAGCAGGGACUCGGAUAUGGCUCUGGUUACCGGCUCCAGCUUGAUUCUCGCCGUCGAGAGUGUCGUCUCGCUGAUGAACAUGAACUUCCUCUCCCCCGACGGACGAUGCUUCACCUUCGACGAGCGCGCCAACGGCUACUCGCGCGGUGAAGGAUUCGGCGUCGUCGUGAUCAAGCGUCUGAGCGACGCCAUCCGCGACGGCAAUAUCAUCCGCGCGGUGAUCCGGUCCACAGGGUCGAACCAGGAUGGCUACACGCCUGGUCUGACGCAGCCCAGCAAAGAAGCCCAGGCGCGGCUGAUUGUCGACACGUACAGGAAGGCGGGUCUGGACUUUUCCGAGACGAGAUUCUUCGAGGCCCAUGGAACGGGGACACCAGUUGGUGAUCCGAUCGAAGCGGCUGCGAUUGGAAGCGUUUUUCGAACAUCCCGCUCUCCUGAGGACCCAUUAUACGUUGGCGCCGUCAAAUCCAACAUCGGGCACUCGGAAGGCGGAGCAGGCGUGGCGGGCCUCAUCAAGACCAUCAUGGUGCUGGAGAAAGGGAUUAUUCCACCCAAUGCCAAUUUCGAGCGCCUAAAUCCGGAGAUCGAUGCCGAGUUCCUGAACCUCAAGGUGGUAACGCCAUGGCCAACAAAGGGUCUGCGUCGAGCCUCGGUUGCUUCUUUCGGGUUUGGAGGAUCCAACGCUCACGCCAUCCUCGAUGAUGCAUAUCACUACCUGACAAGCCGGGGCCUGACGGCAUCGCAUUGCUCUGUUCGAGAUCCCCCGUCGCUGGGCAAUGGAUCUGUGCCUCGCGCUCUUCAGAACGGUUUCACGCGAGCUGUUAACGGAGUAUCUGAGGCUUCGGAAGGAAUUGCUUCCAAUGGCACGAAUGGAGUCAACGGUGUCAAUGGCAUACAUCCAAGUGAUGAUUCGGGGACCCAGAAAGCCCUCACCAAUGGACACGCAAACGGCAAAACAGGGAAUAAAUCUCGUCAUCGAGUGUUCGUCUGGUCAGCGCAAGACGAAGGUGGUAUCUCGCGGCUGGUCGAUGUGUAUCAAGACUACUUUAAUGGCCUCUCUUCGAAGAGGCUCAACCAGCAUGAAUAUUUGGAUCAGCUCGCCACCACGCUCGCGUUCAAGAGGAGCCGACUCUCCUGGAGGGCGUUUGCGAUCGCCGACUCUCUCGAGGCGUUGAAAGACUUGGGGAGGAUCAUAUCAAAGCCGAUCCAGCAAAGCAAGAACUUGGGUAUCGGAUAUAUUUUCACCGGGCAGGGUGCGCAAUAUCACCGCAUGGGCAUCAGCCUUGUCCAUUAUCCCGUCUUCCGGCAAACUCUGGAGAUGUGCGACGAGGCCUUCCGUGGUCUAGGCGCGCCAUGGUCCCUUCUCGAUCGACUGGAGGAUGGCGGCGAAUCUUUUGACAUCAACGAUCCCCAAUAUGCCCAACCACUGACCACGGCAGUGCAGAUCGCCCUGGUCGAGCUUCUUUCUUCCUUUGGUGUCCAUCCGGUCACAGUUGUGGGCCAUUCUUCUGGAGAGAUUGCCGCUGCUUACGCCGUAAACGGACUCUCGCUGCAAUCCGCCUGCCAGGUGUCCUACUAUCGCGGCAAAUAUGCCAACCAGCUGAAGAAAACCAGCUCUGCCGGCGCCAUGUUGGCCGUCAACCUCUCCGAAACCGAUGUCGAGCCCUACAUUCGGGACGUCAAAGCGCAGUCCGAUGAUGACAGAACCCUCCAUAUUGCCUGCAUCAACAGCCCGUCCAAUGUCACAGUGUCCGGUAGCAAGGAGUUGAUUGAACGUCUCAAAACGACACUUGAUGCAGAUGGCAUCCCUUCGAAUCUCCUUCGGACCGGAGUGGCCUAUCACUCGCUGCAGAUGCUGGAAGUCGCCUCUGCCUACAAGUCGUCUUUGCGAGGGUUGUCCAGCGGCGAAGGGAAGAAGAAGGCUCUCAAGAGACCGACGAUGAUCUCAUCCGUGACGGGCCAGGAGGUCAAGGAUCUGAGCAUCCUCGUCAGUGCAGACUAUUGGGUCGACAAUAUGACUGGCGUCGUCCGAUUCUCGCAGGCAUUGGCCGGGGCCAUUGCUCAGAACGGGUCUUCUUCAGGGCACAGGAAACUCGGUUCGACGAAGAAGCAGGCGGUGCACGACUUGAUCGAGAUUGGGCCACAUCCCGCUCUACAGCGAUAUGUUCGCGAAAUCCUCGAUGCCUCAUCUGCGCGCGGUGCGGUCCGGUACAAUCCAACGUUGGAUCGACGCUCUCUAUCACCGCAGACGCUGCUCAAUACACUCGGCAUGCUGCAUUCGCUUGGCUACCCGAUCGCACUGGACGAGGUCAAUCAGACUCCAAACACUACGAAAGCACCAUGCGAAGCAGGAAGCGCCUUGGUCGACCUCCCCGAGUACCCGUUCAACCACUCCCGGAGAUACUGGUUCGAGACGCCCAGCACCAGGAACGUGCGUCUGCGAUCGCACGGCAAACUCGAGCUGCUGGGCACGCCCGCGCCGGAGUCCACUCCCCUCGAGGCCAAAUGGCGCAAGUUCUUCAACGUGACGGAGACGCCCUGGAUCGAGGAGCACCGGGUCAACGGGAAACCGAUCUAUCCGGCCGCAGGGAUGGUGAUAAUGGCGAUCGAGGGCGCGAGGCAGCUCGCCGACCCCCAGCACGCCAUCGCCGGCUUCUUCCUGAGGGAUGCGACCUUUACACACCCGAUCGCCAUCAACACUGACGGCCAGACCGAGGUGCAUUUGCACAUGCGGCCCACGCGGAGCGGACUCGAGAAGGGCAUGCCGACCUACGAGUACCGCAUCUACACCCGCGACGGUGAGCAGAUGCGCGAGAAUUGUCGGGGCUCUCUCUCUAUCCAGUACGAGAAUUCCUCAUCCCCGGCGGACUGGAAGUCUGGCGACGAAAUCGGCAUCCAGGAAGCCGAGUACUACCGGCAGCGGUGGGAGGACGCAGUGAGAUCUUGCACCCGGAGCGUACCGGCCGACAAGAUGUACGAAGCCUGCAAGGCCAACGGGCUUGACUACGGCCCGUCCUUCCGGCCUCUGCACAAUCUUGCAUGGGACGGCCAGGGCCUCGCUGUUGGCGAGAUCAGAAGCUUCCAAUGGACACCGGAGCAGUCCCAGAACCGUCCUGAGCCUCAUGUCGUGCACCCAACCACCCUCGACGCGGCGGGACAACUG